CACACCCCCCUGUGAGAGGCUGGCUGCAGUUGGUACCUGCCGCCCUCUCAGCAGUUGGCAGCACUGGCAGCGUGGCAGUCCCUGCGCCUUCUGUUGUGUGACGCAUUUGUAGCGAGCUGUUUCCAGUGUGAAGACGUGACUCCGCAUUUUGCGCUGCAGCUUCCGAGUUGAUUAUCUACUUAUCCGUUAAUAAGGACCUUCCAUCAUGUCGUCAGCUGCUGGGGUUCAGAGGACGGCUGCCGUGGACCUGGGCGCCCUGCUGGACGCGGGCGAGGGCGCGGUCGUGACGCUGGUGGCGGGAGAGACGCGGCUGGCGGCGCACCGCGCGGUCCUGGAAGAGAGGAGCCCCGUGUUCCGAGCCAUGUUCCAGCACGACACGCUGGAGGCCAGCUGCGGUGAAGUCAGAAUCGCGGACGUGGAGGGCCCGGUGCUGAGGCAGCUGCUGUCUUACAUGUACACCCUGCAGGCACCCCAGCUGACCGACACGGCCCGGGAGCUGUUGACGGCAGCCGACAAAUACGGCCUGUCAGCCCUGAAGGCCGCCUGCGAACAGCAGGUGGCGGCGCAGCUGGAGGUGGAGACGGCGGCGGCUGCCGCUGUGCUGGCGGUGAGGCACUCGUGCCCCAGCCUAACUGCGGCCGCCGUCCACUUCAUAAGGUCUCAAACACACAAAGUAAUGGCGACGCAGGGCUGGGCAGACGCCGUGCUGGAGUACCCAAAAGACGUCGUCGAAGUCAGUCGGCUGCUUGGUGAGCCACGAGCAGAAGCCAGCGCGGGCCGUGGCUCCAGCAGUCCCAGCACCGCCACUCGGCCACUCGGCGACCCCGGACGCUCUCUUGCCGCGGCUGCCCGCCACACUCCGCCGCCACCAGACGACGCGGCCGUCUCUCGCCUGCGGAGCCUCUCUCAACAGGAGAGAGGGAGGAGGCUGAUAGAGGCGGCCAGGCAGGGCGCGGCGGAGCAGCUGCGCGAGUUGCUGGCGGCGGGGGCGGACGUGCGGGCGAGGGAUGAGGGGUUGGGGAACAGCCUGACCGCCCUGCACUGGGCAGCAUCCCGGGGUCACGUGGCGGCGGCCAGCUGCCUCGUCGGCGCCGGCGCGGAGGUCGACGCCAGGCACAGCCUGGAUCAGGGCACGCCCCUGCACUGGGCUGCAUACAGUGGCGACGCUGGUGUGGUGCGGCUGCUGGUCGGCGCCUCUGCUGACCCCAACGCCAGGGAUCAGUGGGGGCAGACGCCGCUGCACAGGGCGGCAGAGAGGGGCCACGCAGAGGCGGCGGCUGAGCUGCUCCUGGCGGGGGCGGACAGGGGGGUCCUGGAUGUGGAUGGCAGGACCCCCAUGUACCUCGCCAGGCAGAGGGGAAAUCAGGAGCUGGUGGAUAUGCUGACACAACGCUGA
Molecule: messenger RNA, 1396 nt
Organism: Schistocerca nitens (vagrant locust)
Lineage: Eukaryota; Metazoa; Arthropoda; Insecta; Orthoptera; Acrididae
Product: BTB/POZ domain-containing protein 19-like
Exons: 4
Coding region: 206-1396 (396 amino acids)
Biological process (GO): regulation of proteolysis; proteasome-mediated ubiquitin-dependent protein catabolic process
Cellular component (GO): cytoplasm
Molecular function (GO): ubiquitin protein ligase binding
Source: RefSeq, a predicted model, not a curated record